AUGCAGAAAGUUAAAGAUGGGCUCGAAAUUGAUGAUAGUUUUUCAGACGAGCAGGUAUUAGUUUCUUCUCAAGAUAUAAUUCCAUGGUUUACUGCCUAUGCUAAUUAUCUAGCAAGUGAUCUAGUCCUAGAAAAUCUAGCCAUCCAUCAAAGAGAGAGAUUUAUGUAUGAGAGUCUACUUGAGAAGUACGGAGUGAAGCAUAAGGUGGCAACACCUUACCAUCCGAAGACUAGUAGACCGGUUGAGGUGUCCAACAGACAAAUAAAGCCCAUUUUGGCGAAGAUGAAUGCCAAUAGGACUAAUUAUUCGAGAAAGUCAGAUUAUGUAUUAUGGGAUUUCAGAACAGCUUUCAAGACUCUAGGUGUUUCUCCAUAUAAGCUGGUGUAUGGAAAGGCAUGUCACUUGUAUGUUGAACUUGAGCACAAAGCACUAUGGCUAUUAAAGAAGUUGAAUUUUGAGUGGCAGGAUGCAACAAAGGCAAGAAUGAGCAAGUUGAAGUCUAGGUGGUAUGGUCCAUUUACUGUGGUGAGAGUGUUUCCACAUGGUUCUUUAGAACUAAAGAUUAAUAUUGAAUCCCCGUUCAAAGUCAAUGGGGAAAGGAUAAAGCACUAUAUGGGUAACACUAAAGACGUUAAAGUGGUUCUUGAAAUGGAUCUUGGUGAAGUCUAA
Molecule: messenger RNA, 669 nt
Organism: Capsicum annuum
Lineage: Eukaryota; Viridiplantae; Streptophyta; Magnoliopsida; Solanales; Solanaceae
Exons: 3
Coding region: 1-669 (222 amino acids)
Molecular function (GO): nucleic acid binding
Source: RefSeq, a predicted model, not a curated record